AUGGCCCUCAAUGAUGAUCCUUCUGUUUUUGCGGGUGAUGAGGAUGAGGUUCUGCAUAUUGGAGAGGUGGAGAUUGACCCAACGCUUGUAGCUGAUGUAUGGCUUAUUGGAAGAGUUCUUGCUCCACAUACUGUCAGUCGCGUGGGGUUCAUCAGGUGCAUGGAGAAGCUUUGGGAAUCAAGGAGCUGCGAAGAAGUUCGCAAUGUGGGGGGGAAUCUGUUUGCUUUCAGGUUCAUCUCAACCAGCGCCAGGGACCUUGUCCUCCGAUCGGGUCCUUGGUUUUUCGCUGGCUUCAUGAUCGCCCUGAACGUGUUCAAUACCAGCGUGGAUCCGAACACAAUUCCGCUGAACCGCGUGCCGUUCUGGGUUCAAGCUCUUGGACUGCCGUACACGUACAGAUCUGAAAAACUCGCCAGAAUUUUGGGUGGUGCGUUCGACGGUUUCCUGCGAUGGGACAAAUUCUUUGGGCUUGGCCUACGCUUCAGAGUGUGGGUCAAUGUCGAGACACCACUGAGGAAGGGAAAGAAAAUAGCAGCGGUGGGUAGAGAGCUGUUUGCUGUCCGUUUCAAGUAUGAAAAACUAGUGAAUUUUUGCUAUCGGUGUGGCCGGUUAGAUCAUAUUGAAAAGCACUGUGAGAUGGAGGCGCUGCUAGUUCCAGAGUUCGGACCAUGGAUGAGGGCUGAAGGGGAUUUUGGUGGAGGAGGCCGCCGGAAUCAGAACUGGAACCGAGAGGAAGAGAAAGACUUUGAGAUUGAGGAAGAGCAUGCACAAGAGGAGGAAGAUGAGGUAAGGGAACUAGAGGAGAAAAAUGAAACCGAGGAGCAGGACCAGAAACUAAACUCGAAGAAUGAUGAAAUUAUGCAAGGGGAUAAUACUCAAAUUCCAUCUCCUACCAAAGCCACGUUGUCUAAUGUAGAAUUAGUGGAAGAUAGUAGCCAAGGUGGAGGAAAAAGUGCACAACAAGAGGUGAAGGGAAAGGAUAGGAUGGGGAAAGAGCCACUGCCAUUUAAUUUUGAUAGCAAAAAAGUAUACAAUUCUGGGGGAAAACGUGCGCUUUGGAAGGGAAAUAAUACAGGUAUACAAAUCCGUGACAAACAAGAGCCGGGAAAUAAUUCCAGGAAGAGAGCUACGGCUUCUUCUCUGGCUGGACACUUGCCUACAAGUGUGUCACCACCUUUUAAAAAAUCUAAUACUGAUUCUGGAUUGGGGAUGGCGGCGACUGCGGAGCAGUCCCGCCCACCUCAAUGA
Messenger RNA from Lotus japonicus, 1248 nucleotides. RefSeq lists its product as uncharacterized. The coding region runs from base 1 to 1248 and encodes 415 amino acids. Gene Ontology annotation, molecular function: nucleic acid binding; zinc ion binding. The record is from RefSeq and is a predicted model, not a curated record. The transcript has a single exon. NCBI's taxonomy places the organism in Eukaryota, Viridiplantae, Streptophyta, Magnoliopsida, Fabales, Fabaceae.